AUGUCGCGGGUCCCGCCAGCUGUCCCUGCAAAUCCUGCGGCGCCGCCUGCCAUUGCCGAUCCUGUUGUUGCGCCGCCCGUGCCUGAAUUUCUUGCGGCACUCCCCACCGUUGUUGUCCCUGUUGCACCCGACGCGGCUGUUGGUUCGUCGCCGAUGGCAGUGUCCGCCACCACUGGCGACCAGGGCCCGAUUGUGGCGCCCGCGGGGGCCGUCCAGGCGGCUCCUGUUGCUGCACCUGCUGGUCAGCAGCUGGGCCAAUGCUCCUCUCGCCCGCGUUCUCCUGCGCCUCGUGAGGAGCGGGAGUCGUCGCGACGCCGUCGUGAUUCUCCACGGCGUAACUGUUCGCAGGCGAACUGGCAUGCGCAACCUGGCGGUCGUAGGGGGUGGUCGGGAGGCCGCGGUUAUGGCAGCGGCGCGGCGUAUGUUCAGCCGAUCUCCCUUGCUGACGUGCAGCAUGUUGUCUUGGCAGCGAUACGUGAGGAGAGGGCACUGCAGCACCUUGCUCCCGCUCCGGCGGCUCCUUCUCCGGCCGUUUCUCCUGUGGCUGCGGCUCCACCACGUCAGGCUGUUGCUCCAACUCCUCUUGCCCCUGCUCCAGCUCACCCCGUCCCUGCCGCAUCUGCUGCCGCACGCGAUCGUCGCUUGCGGCUACCAUGGGUUCCUCAAGUGGCGGGACUGGAAUUUGUGACUGCGGCAGGAGGAGCGGUGACGGCACAGUACCCGCCUCUGCUGCCUGCUGAUCCUGCUCCCCCGUCUGAUGCACCGAUCCUCUCAACCUUGCCUGGGCCUCCUCGCACGGCUGAGGGGAAUUCCCUAGAUGGAUGCCCUCGGGACGAGUGCCUCAAUGCAGCGGAUCGGCUUGCCGAGCUCCUGGCGCCCGUGCUGGCUGCGCCCCCACGGGGUAUAAUUGCGGGCGUUCGGCAGCUUGGUACGGCUGUCCGUGGGUUGAAGCGGGUCCUGCGUGCUGGCACUAGAGACGAAGUGAUCGGCGCAAGCGCGGCGGUGGUGCGGGAGCUUCACCGCUCUCGGACUGGGCUCCUUGCAGUUCUUGACGUGGAUCAGAUCUAG
Molecule: messenger RNA, 1068 nt
Organism: Closterium sp. Naga37s-1
Lineage: Eukaryota; Viridiplantae; Streptophyta; Zygnematophyceae; Desmidiales; Closteriaceae
Source: the annotation of a GenBank genome assembly